AAAAAAAUGCAAGACAAUUCACUGGUUGAAACUCUUCGUGGACAACUCAUUACUCUCCGAUCACAAAUUGAAAAUGAUCAAGUCCAUCAUGUUUAUUCCAAUGAUGAAUUUCCAUUUUCAAAACAAGAAGAAAAGAAAACAUCAUUAGGAAUUUUUCAACGCUUUUUAAAAUCAAAUUUUAAUUCUCCAAAUGAUUAUAUCAUGUUUUUAUCAUCAUCGGCUGGAUUUGCUUUGGAUUUUCAAGGUUUUUCCAAUGCUAAAAAAGUAGCCUCGGAAACACAAGUCGAGUUGAAGAGAAAAGUUGUGGAAUUGUUGGAAAAGAAGGAAGAUCCAAAGCCUGUCCUGAAUGAAUCUUUGGAUAAGGUCUAUGAUAGUUAUAAAAAGUGUUUGGCUUUGGGAGUUCAACGACAUUUAUGUGAUACGAUCAGUAAUUCAAUGACCUCAUCCUCAUCGGAUAAGAGUGAACCAGUGAAGUCCACUCCUCAGACUGCUGUUAAUGGGGCUACUAUUGAAAAAAGUAAUGUUUCAGAAAUUGUCAAUCAAGUAGCAACAGAAACUGAUAACAAUACAGAGGAAGAAUCUAGAAAAAUUAUGGAAAUUUAUGAGAAGGAAGUGGAAAUUAAAUCAAAUGUAAUUAUAUCAACAGCAAUGGUUUCGAUCAUGAUUCGUGGUGUGUAUGAUAUUGCAAGUCUUCACAAAAAGGUUUCAGAUUGUGUCAAGGUCUAUACAGAAACACAUGCCAAUUACAAAUCCAUACUUGACAAUACCAAAAUGGAUUUACUGUUUAUCAUUGAUGAUGUACUCGAUUUUAUGGAUAAGAAAACAUGGGAGCACUAUAAGAGAUUCAUUAGAAAUAUUGAGAGUGUGGAAAGAUGUCUCGAAAAGGAGAUAUUGUCCAUGAAGAAUGAAAUCUCCAAAUGCCAAUCUCACCAAAGAACAGCUAUUUUUUCAGGCAUUGAAGGCAGUGUUUCUCUAAUUUCAAAUAUUUACACUGGAAUUAAAUUCUGGGAAUCAAUGACCAGUUGGACUCGUGCCCUCACUCUUGGCUCAGUCCUUGUGAGUUCUGGAAAGUUAUAUCAGAGUGUGCAAUCCUAUAAUGUUUUACAGGAUUUAAUAGGUUCAUAUGAAGAAUCAUCUGAAAGUUUCAAAAACUACAAGCAAUCAUGCAUUCAACUGAGGGACAUUGUAGAUAAGCUUAAUUGAUUGGGUAAACAAUGGAAGGUAUCUAGCAUGUUCAAUACAUAAUCCUUAUUAUUACAUACAUUGGAUAUUUGGAAUCACCCCUUCGCAUCAUAUAAACAAGAUCCUUAUUGGC
Naegleria gruberi is the source of this 1315-nucleotide messenger RNA. RefSeq lists its product as uncharacterized. NCBI's taxonomy places the organism in Eukaryota, Heterolobosea, Eutetramitea, Acrasida, Naegleriidae. The record is from RefSeq and is a predicted model, not a curated record. The transcript has a single exon. Bases 7 to 1203 code for a protein of 398 amino acids.